Messenger RNA from Dermochelys coriacea (leatherback sea turtle), 3369 nucleotides. Its product is annotated as toll-like receptor 2 type-2. Lineage: Eukaryota; Metazoa; Chordata; Testudines; Dermochelyidae. The record is from RefSeq and is a predicted model, not a curated record. The transcript is spliced from 3 exons. Bases 189 to 2582 code for a protein of 797 amino acids. Gene Ontology annotation, cellular component: membrane. Gene Ontology annotation, molecular function: triacyl lipopeptide binding; protein binding; transmembrane signaling receptor activity. Gene Ontology annotation, biological process: inflammatory response; toll-like receptor signaling pathway; immune response.
GUUGCUGUAUGCAUAUGACAGAACUUCAUGAAAAAACAGCUUCCCUCUUUCCCCUGUGUAAUCAGUUUCAAGUAUGAACAAAAUGUGAUCAGCUGGGAAUUUAAGCAAAUGAGAAGACACCUUGGAUCCUAAUGCAUGAGACCAACACAAAACACUGGCACCGGAGCUGUAAGCCUCAGUAAGAAAGGAUGUUGGACCAAAGAAAACCAAACACAAUGACUAAGCAGAUCUGGCGAGUAUGGAUCUUCUACAUGGUCAUAACUGCAAAUUGCUCUGAAGAAAAAGCCACAACGCAGGUGUGUCCUUCAUGUGACGGCACUCAUUUCUGUGACUGUUCUUCAAUGAAUUUAAGCACCAUUCCUUCAGGGCUAACAACUGAUGUCACGGGGCUAAAUCUGUCCUACAACAGCAUAGAACAUGUCAGAGAAACUGAUCUGAAGCUGGGUGUGAAUCUGAGAGUGCUGCUGCUGCAAUCCAAUCAGAUUAGGACAAUAUAUAAGGAUUCAUUUAUUUUUCUUGGAAAAUUGGAGCAUUUGGAUUUAUCAAAUAACAAGUUGACUCACUUGUCACCCAUUUGGUUUGGACAUCUUUUUUCCUUACAGCACCUAAACAUAUGGGGUAAUUUAUAUACAACACUGGGGGAAAAUCCCUUGUUUUCUAAUCUCAGAAAUUUGAGAUCUCUGCACCUGGGGAAUAACAAUUCCUUUUCUGCUAUACGGAAGCAAGACUUUGAUGGAAUUACAGUUCUUGAGCAACUUGAGAUUGACGGUCAAAGGCUCAGGCAAUACGAGUCAGGGAGUUUGACAACAGUUAACAGCAUAAAUCAUAUCAUCAUGAACAUAAAUGAUGUUCAGGUGUUAUCAGGGAUGUUAGAGGAUCUUAUAAAUUCUGCAAUAUGUGUAGAACUGAGACAUAUAGCCUUCAAUACAGCUUCUGAAUCUUCAUUACUGGAGCCAAUGAGUCGUUCUGUCAUGGAGAAACUUGUGUUUAAAAAUGUUGUGUUUACAGAUGCAAGUGUUAUCAGAGUGGUAAACAUCUUGAGGCGUGCUAAACAAUUUUUGGAGCUGGAAGUGGAUGAUUCUGUACUACGGGGGACUGGCCAAUGGCAUGAGCAAAUUGAAGUAAACGGAGAAAGUGCCUUUAAGGUAAUCACAGUACAGAGAUUAGCUAUCGAACAGUUUUAUUUGUUUUCAGAUCUUCGUGGUGUGGAAAAUCUUCUAGGUAACAUUACCAAAACCACAAUUGUAAAUACCAAUGUGUUCUUAGUGCCUUGCAGCAUUUCAAAAAAUUUUUUCUCACUCCUUUAUCUUGAUCUCAGUGAAAAUUUGCUUGCAGAUCCAAAUUUGGAACAUUCAUCCUGUGACGGUGCAUGGCCCUUGCUGCAAACUUUAAAUUUAAGUCAAAAUGCAUUGGGUGAUUUAGAAAUGACAGGGCGAAGCCUAUCUCAUCUAAAACACCUUACUCACCUAGAUAUUAGCCGAAACAAUUUUGGUGAGAUUCCAGAAUCGUGUCAAUGGCCAGAAAACCUGAAAUAUUUAAAUAUCUCAGGCACUCAAAUACCCAAAGUAACAACCUGCAUUCCUCAAACUCUUGAAGUUUUGGAUGUUAGUAGUAAUAAUCUCAAUGAUUUUAGAUUACAGCUACCAUGUCUUAAAGAACUCUACAUUGCAAAAAACAAAUUAAAGACCUUGCCAGAUGCUCCAUUUAUUCCUAACUUAGUAGCCCUGAGAAUCAGCAGAAACAAAUUAACCAGUUUUUCUAAGGAAGAGUUUGGAUCAUUUAGGAAAAUGGAGACACUGGAUGCAGGUGACAAUAAUUUCAUCUGUUCUUGUGAAUUUCUCUCUUUCAUUCAAUACCAGGAGGGAAUAGCUAAUGUCUUGGCUAACUGGCCAGAAAACUACAUCUGUGACUCUCCAUCUUCUAUGAGAGGGCAGCAGGUAAAAGCUGCUCGGCUUUCACUGUUUGAAUGUCACAGAACUUUGCCUGUGUCCUUAAUUUGCAUUCUGGUGGUCUUCGUAAUCCUGCUUAUUGUGAUUCUGGGCUACAAACUUCAUGUGAUCUGGUACAUGAAAAUGAUCUGGGCUUGGCUUCAAGCAAAAAGGAAACCCAAGAAAUCAUACAAUCAGGACUUCUGCUAUGAUGCUUUUGUUUCCUACAGUGAAAGAGACUCAGAAUGGGUUGAAAACUUAAUGGUACAGGAACUUGAGAAUGCUAUCCCCCCAUUUAAACUGUGCCUUCAUAAACGGGACUUUGUGCCUGGGAAGUGGAUCAUUGACAACAUCAUUGACUCAAUUGAAAAAAGUCAUAAAACUCUGUUUGUGCUGUCAGAGCACUUUGUGCAGAGCGAGUGGUGUAAGUAUGAGCUGGAGUUCUCGCACUUCCGUCUCUUUGAUGAGAAUAAUGAUUCAGCAAUUUUGAUCCUUUUGGAGCCCAUUCAGGAGCAAACAAUUCCCAAAAGAUUCUGUAAACUGAGGAAAAUAAUGAACACAAAGACCUACCUUGAAUGGCCUCUUGACGAAAAUCAGCAGCAAAUAUUUUGGAAUAACUUGAAAACAGCAUUAAAAUCCUAUGAUGUCUUUUAAGGCUGAACCACUAACUCAGCCACACUACGUUUUCAAGUAGGACAUUUGCUAAGCCUUUUUCCUGUUAAGAAAUAUUUUGUUAUGCUGACUUUUAUGUCAGUGUUGUGGAGGCUUGACUUGAUUGCACACUAAACUAAUUAUAGCUUUGUUAAAUGAAGGAUACCAGCUGAGAACAUCCAACUGUUUUAGACAUUCUUUGGUCUUCUGACCUUUUUGUUAAUAAGUACCCAAGCAUCCCUGUCUGUAAAAAUGCUUUUGGGAAGAGAUUCUACUGAAUCUGGUAUGCUUUUGUAGUCUCUUUUUAACCAUUCCAAAACAAAUGCAGUUAGAGCGCUUUCUCUCUUGUAAAAAAAGAGAGCCAACAUGCUGCAACAUACCACAGGAUCCAUUGAUUACAUAGUCUUGUUUGUUUUAGAUACCAUCACACUAUUUAGAGUCAUUCAACAAAAAUGCAGUGGAAAAGUAGAAAUUGCCCAGUUGGAUAAAAAUAAGAUCUCCUGAAGCCAGAUCUUUCCCCAGGUAAUACCUUAAUAAAAAGAGAAUAGACUAAAUAUGUAACUCCAGGGGAAUCAGUGGAUUUACAGCAGGACUGUUUGUGGCCCAGCAAUUUAAGAAUGAACUAACUUGACAAAUAUGUCAGAUACUUGGUGUGAAGACUUAGAGAUGUGUCCAAUCUCAAAAGUCACAGGAUUGCUAUGUGUACAUUUUAAUGGUCUAUGUACUUUAUUAUUUCUAUGUGUUUAUUAUUUAUGUUGUUGUAGGCACUAUAAAAACACUGAAGUCACAA